AAACUAACAAAAUUAUUAUUAGUCUCAAUACUCUCAAUCAAAGGCCUGAAUCCUGAAUAACAUGGAGAAGGAGAACGUAACUCUGGUCUGAAAGGGUUAAGUGCUCUGUAAUUUCAUGGUUGUGAAAUUUAUUUCGCCAAUAUAAUUUAGUACGGUAGCCUGGACUUAUUUUUAAAUCAUAAAAAGCAGUAAUCAAGAUUUUUUAAUUUAUUCACCAAUUUUAAUAGAUUGAGUACCGGUAAAUAAUAAAAAAAAAUAAUUAGCCUAUUAUUGAUGAUGUUGAUAUUUUAAGGUUAGGUCACUGAGAAGAUUUCCUUCUACUUUGUGAUAAGGUUCAGAUUGUUGAUUGGGUUGGGUUCAAUAAUGUUAUCAUAACCUGAAUUUUUUCAUUUUACUAAUAAUGACCAAGUAAAAUGUCAUAUCAGGUAGAAAUCAAUCAAAAAUCCUGUUUCAACACAUGAUUUUUAUCAAAAACAUAUUAUUUGUUCUAACAAACAUACACCGAUAAAAAUACAAAAAUAGCCAAGCUUGAAAAAUUAUUGUAGGCCUACUUGAUAGUUGGUUGGUAACAGUACAAAGAAGAACUGAGAUGGCAAUUGGUCACACUGUCCUUAACCUUGCUAGGUCACUGUGCUUACCCGGUCAAACCAAAAACAAAGUUUUCGACUUACAUUCGAACCAUUCAACUAAGUUUUUUUACUCUUCUGCUAAAGGAUAUAUAAGAAAUAAAAUGGCCAAAUACACUAUCGUAAUGGUUCGACACGGUGAAAGCGAAUGGAACCAGAAGAACUUGUUUUGUGGCUGGUAUGAUGCCGACCUUAGCCCAAAAGGUAUUGAAGAAGCUGAAGCAGCAGGAAAAGCACUUAGUGACGGAAAGUUCAAAUUUGACGUUGCCCACACAUCAAUGCUGGGCAGAGCUCAAAAGACCUUGAAUACCAUUCUGACCGCGCUCGGCCAAACUGACAUUCCCAUUUCAAAAACGUGGAGACUGAAUGAAAGACAUUACGGAGGACUCACAGGUCUCAACAAAGCUGAAACUGCGGAAAAAUAUGGAGAAGAUCAGGUGAAAAUCUGGAGACGCAGCUUCGAUAUUCCACCUCCACCAAUGGAACCAGGCCAUGCUUAUUACAAGGCAAUUGUGGAGGACCCAAGGUACAAGGAUGGGCCAUCCAAAGCUGAAUUUCCAAUGUUUGAGUCUUUGAAAUUGACAAUCGAAAGAACUCUGCCCUACUGGAAUGAGACGAUCAUUCCUCAACUGAAAGAAGGAAAGAAGAUCAUAAUUGCUGCUCAUGGAAACAGUCUUCGUGGAAUCGUCAAACAUCUAGACAAUAUGUCUGAUGAAGCGAUUAUGGGUCUCAAUCUCCCGACUGGAAUUCCGUUUGUUUAUGAGCUUGAUGCUAGCUUCAAGCCAGUGGUUUCAAUGAAAUUCCUUGGUGACGAAGAGACCGUAAAGAAGGCCAUGGAAGCUGUGGCAGCUCAGGGAAAAGCAAAAUGAAAACGUUUUUACUCGAAAUCUAUCGACACUUUUAUAUCUUGAAUUUGUAUAUAAGAUCAUUUAAUGCCAAUUAUUUAUUUUCUAGCUCACAAUUUAUACAGAAAUAUGUAUUUUUCUAAAAAGAAUAAUUUGUUAGCAUUGUAAAUUUUUUAAAAGUGAUAUAAAGAGAACUUGCCAAGCAGGAACAA
Molecule: messenger RNA, 1683 nt
Organism: Nilaparvata lugens (brown planthopper)
Lineage: Eukaryota; Metazoa; Arthropoda; Insecta; Hemiptera; Delphacidae
Product: phosphoglycerate mutase 2
Exons: 4
Coding region: 590-1495 (301 amino acids)
Biological process (GO): glycolytic process
Molecular function (GO): intramolecular phosphotransferase activity
Source: RefSeq, a predicted model, not a curated record